Molecule: messenger RNA, 1778 nt
Organism: Colossoma macropomum (tambaqui)
Lineage: Eukaryota; Metazoa; Chordata; Actinopteri; Characiformes; Serrasalmidae
Gene: adat1
Product: adenosine deaminase tRNA specific 1
Exons: 9
Coding region: 318-1778 (486 amino acids)
Biological process (GO): RNA processing
Molecular function (GO): adenosine deaminase activity; RNA binding
Source: RefSeq, a predicted model, not a curated record
UAAAGAUUUUAAACGGACUCUCAGCAUUUUAUCUACAGAAUUUAAAAGCGUGAAGUUUGAAGAUUCAAAUUCUUUGCAUUUUGGGAUUUUAAUUUAUUUUUAAGGAUCGUGUUUGUGAAGUUAGAGAGAGGAUUAUUUUGCAGACAGACGCUGAUUUUGACUCCUUUUUCGAGUUUGUCGUUCCACCCGCAGCAGCGGCAAAUUCGAGUAAGAAGCUUCAGCGCCGAGUCUGAUCCGCUGUGCCGAGUCUGAUCCGCAGUGCUGAGUCUGAUCCGCAGUGCUGAGUCUGAUCCGCUGAGCUGUUUCCCGUCUCCAGGAUGUCCGAGGCUGAUCAGAUCUCCAGCCUGGUGUACGAUCGGUACCGCUCUCUGCCCCGGAGAGGAAAGCCCGAGGCCGGGCUGCAGUGGACUCUGCUGGCCGCCGUGCUGAAGAUCAGCGAGGGAGCAGCCGGGCAGAGCGUCCAGAGGGAGGUCGUGGCUUUGGGCACUGGAACCAAGUGUAUCGGCCGCAGCGCGAUGAGCCCGAAAGGUGAUGUGUUGAAUGACAGCCAUGCGGAGGUGAUCGCACGCAGGAGCUGUGUGAGGUAUCUGACGGAGCAGCUGUGUGCGGCGCUGCGUGGUGACCAGAACUCCAUUUUCUGUCCUGCUGAUCAGAAAGGAAAAUGGAACCUCCGGCCUGGAAUCUCCUUCAUCUUCUUCAGCAGCCACACACCCUGUGGAGACGCCUCCAUCAUCCCCAUGAUUGACAGCCAGGUUCAGCCAUGUCCACCAAUAAAGGCAGAGCAGGACAGCUGGGUGACCAAUCAGGACUCAGAGACUGUAGGAGAGAGGCGGAGUGAAGAGACCGGAGGAGUGAGGAAGCGCCUGAAAGUCUCAGCAGAUGAUGCACAAACCGGUGAUGAUUCACAGGCAGAACAUGAAACCGCAGUGGAAGAAAACGCUGAAGCUGCGAAGAGCAACUCCGUCCAGCAGCCUGACAUCCACCGCACCGGGGCCAAGUGUGUUCCUGGGGGCCCGGCGGACCCCCUGGGUCCCGGUUCAGAGUACCACAGCGUAGGGCUGCUGCGGGUGAAGCCCGGCCGGGGAGAGCCCACCCUGUCGCUGUCCUGCAGUGAUAAGCUCGCCCGCUGGACCACUUUGGGCUUCCAGGGGGCCCUGCUGAGCCACUUCCUGCAGGGGGGGCUCUACUUCAGAGCAGUGGUGGUGGGGAAGUGUCCGUACAGCCAGCAGGCCAUGGAGAGAGCACUGAACAGGUGUGCUCAUGUGUCCGGUCUCCCUGAGGGGUUCUCUGUCCAUCCCCCAGAGAUCAUGCAGUCCAGUCUGGAGUUCACCCACAGCCGCACAAACACCCGUCCAUCCCACAGUGACACGCAGGGCAGAGUGGUGCCGUGUGGAGCAGCUGUGAGCUGGUGUGCCGUCUCCAGGCAGCCUCUAGAUGUCACCGCUAACGGCUACAAGCAGGGAGUUACCAAAAAGGCUCUGGGGACGCCGCAGGCUCGGUCUUUAAUUAGCAAGGUGGAGCUCUUUCAUUCUUUCCUGAAACUGCUGGCUACAGCUGAUGACUCUCAGCUCCCAGAAUCCCUCAGGGGUAAGGAGCUGAGGUCAUACUGGGACUAUAAACAGGCGGCGGAGGAGUACCAGCAGGCCUGGGAUGUGCUGCGGUCUCAGGUGUUCCCUCUUUGGCCCCGAAGCCCCCGCGAGCUGCUGCUGUUCUGCGGGGACCCCCCUAGUGCCCCCAACAGAUCGGAUUCAGCUUCAUCAGGACAGCAGCAGUCCUAA